Molecule: messenger RNA, 3147 nt
Organism: Ceratosolen solmsi marchali
Lineage: Eukaryota; Metazoa; Arthropoda; Insecta; Hymenoptera; Agaonidae
Gene: Sema1a
Product: semaphorin 1a
Exons: 10
Coding region: 45-2186 (713 amino acids)
Biological process (GO): negative chemotaxis; positive regulation of cell migration; semaphorin-plexin signaling pathway
Cellular component (GO): plasma membrane
Molecular function (GO): chemorepellent activity; semaphorin receptor binding
Source: RefSeq, a predicted model, not a curated record
UCAGGUUCACUGGUAACGAGACGCACACAGACUACUUUCGGCUCAUGCUCAGAGACAGCAGCUACCUAUUGGUCGGCGGAAGGAACCUCGUGCACAAUCUCAGUCUGACGGACUUGACGGAGCAACAACGCCUCACUUGGUACUCGCCGGACAUGGAUGUGAAGAUGUGCCAGGUAAAAGGCAAGGACGACGAAAACUGCCAGAAUUAUAUUCGCAUCCUGGCGAAAAGCGGAGGUAGCAGUUUACUCGUGUGCGGUACCAAUGCCUUCAAGCCGAUGUGCCGUAAUUACGACGUGCAUCCGGGCAACUACACGAUGACGAGCGAGAAAUUAGCCAAAGCCCUCUGCCCCUACGAUCCCCAGCACAACAGCACUUACGUCUACGUGGACGGUGAGCUGUUCACGGGCACCGUCGCCGACUUCACGGGCAUGGAUCCAAUCAUCUAUAGGGAGCCGCUUCAGACCGAGCAAUACGACUCUAUGAGUCUCAAUGCGCCAAAUUUUGUGAGUUCUAUGACGCAAGGAGAUUUCGUGUACUUCUUCUUCAGGGAAACCGCAGUCGAGUACAUCAAUUGCGGCAAGGCGGUGUAUUCUCGAGUUGCGAGAGUUUGCAAAUACGAUCGGGGCGGACCUCACCGCUUUCGAAAUAGAUGGACGUCCUUCUUAAAGUCUCGUCUCAAUUGUUCCGUUACUGGAGAUUUUCCAUUUUAUUUCAAUGAAAUACAAUCUACGACGGAAUUGAUAUCGGGCACUUACGGCGGCGUGUCGGCUCAGCUAAUAUACGGGACAUUUACCACCCCGGUGAACAGUAUAAGCGGCUCGGCGGUCUGUGCCUUCUCCCUCCAGGACAUCGCAGACACGUUCGAGGGCAACUUCAAGGAGCAGAGCGCCCUCAACUCCAACUGGCUGCCGGUGCAGAGCUCGAAGGUGCCGGACCCGAGGCCCGGACAGUGCGCCAAUGACUCGCGCACAUUGCCCGACCUCACGCUCAAUUUCAUCAAGAGUCACUCCCUCAUGGACGAGUCGGUCAGGAGCUUCUUCGGUCAGCCCAUUGUCAUACGCACGAGCUUUCACUAUAGAUUCACGCAAAUCACGGUGGACCCGCAAGUGAAAACGCCCGGGGGCAAGACUUACGAUGUGCUCUUUAUCGGCACGGAUAACGGCAAAGUGAUAAAGGCAAUAAACGCCGAGUCCGCGGACUCCAAGGACAAAGUAAGCCCCGUGGUGAUCGAAGAGAUCCAGGCGUUCCCGGCUACGAUACCGGUGCGCGGCAUCAAGGUCGUGAGGGCUACACAGCCAGGAGAUGGCCUCGAAGACGGGAGGCUCGUCGUCAUCGCCGACAGUCAGGUUCAGGCCCUUAGACUGCACCGCUGCUAUAGCGAAAGGAUAUUGUCUUGUGGCGAAUGCGUGGCGCUGCAGGAUCCCUACUGCGGUUGGGACCGCAUCGACGGCAAAUGUCGGGCCCUCGUGGGCCCGGGCGCGACCGACGCCAGUCGCUUCCUACAGAGCAUCUCGACAGGUCUCCACGCCUCUUGUCCGCCUGGGAAGAGCCUGAAUAAGGAUGCGAGCAGCGUCGGCGCGAUAUCCGCCAAUCAGAAUAAGUUCCCUCAGGACUCGAUGGUCUCGAAUAAGGACAGCCAGAACGGUGAGAUCAUCAACAUCAUGCAGGACGAGGAGCAGAGCAAUUCCGGACCCGAGGUGUCUGCGGCCGACUCACCGCCACCCCAAUACUCCGUGGAAACUCUGGUGAUGGCGGUGGUAGCGGGUGCCCUCGCAGCCCUCCUCGUCGGCUUCACGGCUGGCUACCUUUGCGGCCGAAAAUGCAGAAAGGACGAGGACGAUAACUUACCAUAUCCGGACACGGAGUACGAGUACUUUGAGCAGCGCCAAAAUGUCAAUAGUCGGCUGGCCCCGGAGCCAAAGCUGCUACCCCAGGAGGAGGUGACGUACGCGGAGCCGGUGCUGGUGCCCCAGCCACCGAAACUCCACUCGCCCAAGGGUACGAUGCGCAAGCCACCGCCGACCCCGGCCGAGACGCUGUUUCAGUUUCCAGAGGGUUACGGCUACCGCGGGCCCAGCACCCGAGCCGACAACUUCGGUACGUUGCGCUCGCACCAGGGCGACAACGCUUAUCGGCGCAACGACGGCUUCGCCACGACGCGCAGCGUCAAGAAGGUCUAUCUCUGAGAAACGAGCGAGGAGGGGGGUUGCAACGCCGCGGCCGCGGCCCAGGCGGCCCAGGUGGCCGCUGCGGGCCGACACCGAAGCCUCGGUAGGCCCGCGCGCAAUCAGCACCGGCAACAGACGGCCCCAACCUCGAGGAACAACGGCGGCAACAACAGCAACGGGAGCUCGUCCCACAGGUCCGGCAACCAUCAUCACGGCCAUCAUCAGGGUCACUCGGCCCGUGAUAUGGCACUAGGUGGUAGUCGUGCCCUGGAGUCUCCGUCGCCGCCGUCGAGCAUGUCCUCGAGCUCGCCGUCACCGCCCUCCUCCUCGCCGUCACCGACCCUCGUACCCCUGGGCAGCGGCAAUCAGCCAGGCCAGGGCAGCAGUAGCCUCGUCCAGAGCGGUGGGGGCUCAUCGCCGCCCCCGCCCACGCCGCCCUGCAGCUACAUUUACCGAUCAUAGUGGCAAGGGGCUGAGGCACCCUACAUCCAGCCGACAACGUACGAGGAGCUCGGCCUCCUGGAGGCCACAACUACCAAUGAUAAUAACGCGCAUCGUUGCACGAGCCGCGGAUGACGCGGUCAGGCGCUACUCUCCCGCAUCCCCGAGCCCCCUCGCAUUACCCACGUUACCAAGAGCCGGGGCGCCCGCACCCCUACGCUUCAGACUUUUGUAAAUAUUGCGAAGUAUUUUUAUUUCGGAGGGUAGGUAUUGGUCGCUCGGCGAGUGGGACCGGAUGAGGUAGGGCGGGGAGGCUGGGGCGUCGAGCCGCGGUUGCCUCAUCGCGAUAUUAAGCGUAUGGCUGCUCUGCUUGCAUUUGAUUCGCUUUAGAUUCUCGCGGGCCGCUCUCAUCGUGCAAUGGAAGAGAGUCGUUUGUUAUCGACCGAGCAACAUUGCGAUUACAGUGUCACUUGCAAGUCCAUCGGUGGCGAGUGACGUUGGCUUUUCGAUAAGCAUUCGUUGCGACUUUUCGGUUUUU